AUGCCUACUAUUCUCAACCUCGUCACCCGAUCUGACAUGCCUGCCGAUUCCGACGGCUCAAACGACAGCAUGAUCAACCUCAUGCUUGGCCUUCUCGGCCUUGUUUUCCUCGGCCUCAUUCUCGUGGCUAUCCUCUUCCUUUUCCGCCGCGCCCGUCUCCAGAACCAGCAAGUCCUUCAAUCCGAGGAGGACGGUCUGCCUUCUUACUACGACAGCAACAGCAAGCGCUUCACCAACCACCGCGGACUCACCAUCGAGACAACACAUAACGGCCGUUCCAGCGUUUUCGUCAUCAACCAAGACGGCCGUCCUAUGCUUGCCAACCCCAACUCUCCUCCUUCCUCCCCCGAUAACGUCCCGGAGAUUCACAUCACCUUCCCCGAUGAGCAGGACGAGCAAGGCCGACAGCAGAGCGGCCGUGUACUCGUUGUCCGUGUUGGCGACAACUCGACUGUUGGUCUUGAGCCUAUGAACGACGAGCAGCUCCCCGCCUACGAGAAGGAGGCCAAGGGCCAGUUCUACUCUAUCGAUAUGGACCACAUUGGCGGCCUCAAGGAGAAGGACCGUACUCAAUUUCAAUAA
Fusarium sp. VM40 is the source of this 582-nucleotide messenger RNA. Lineage: Eukaryota; Fungi; Ascomycota; Sordariomycetes; Hypocreales; Nectriaceae. The record is from the annotation of a GenBank genome assembly.